This is a messenger RNA of Eimeria mitis, 705 nucleotides long. Its product is annotated as zinc carboxypeptidase, putative. Gene Ontology annotation, biological process: proteolysis. The transcript is spliced from 4 exons. NCBI's taxonomy places the organism in Eukaryota, Apicomplexa, Conoidasida, Eucoccidiorida, Eimeriidae. The coding region runs from base 1 to 705 and encodes 234 amino acids. Gene Ontology annotation, molecular function: metallocarboxypeptidase activity; zinc ion binding. The record is from RefSeq and is a predicted model, not a curated record.
AUGGCUGCCUACUUCUCUUUAUUCCUGUUGCUGCAGCAGCUGCUGCUGCGGCUGCUGCUGCAGCUGCUGCUGCCGCAGCUACAGUUCGCGCAAGCAGACCCACCAUUAGAUACACUGCAGCAAUUAGCUGCAGCAGCAGCACGCCGCCCUGGGGACCCUGAUGCUGCAGCAGCAGCACUGAAGCCAGCAGCAGCAGAAACAACGCUGCGAGGCGUACAUGGACAGCAGGAGUCCUCUGCGCCUCUUUCAACAGCAGCAGCAACGGCAGCAGCAACAGCAGAUGCAGCAGCAGCAACAGCAGAUGCAGCAGCAGCAGCAGUAGAACGGCUGCUAAAGGGGCAGCUAGAGCUGCCACUUACAUACAGCAGCAUUCUCUCGCUGCUGCCGCUGCUGCAGCAGCGCUUUCCUCACCUUGUCCGCGUUAAAGACGCAGUGAAGGUCUUCGGUCUGCAGGACGAAGCAAAGGAGCUUAUCUGUGGGAAUCAGACCUGCCGAGUGCCGUAUGUAGAGCUGGGCCUCCGCAGCAGCCUCAACAGGAGCACACCCACAAUCUUUUACAGCGGACUGCUGCACGGAGACGAAGUGGUGGGCCCCACCGUGGCGGUUUAUUUAGUUGCGCUUUUGGCCUCACAGUUUUCUGAGCUUGACGAGGUCAGUGCAUUACUUACUAUCGAAUCGCUUGCUGGUGGUUUUCCCUUUCUUUAA